Capsicum annuum is the source of this 1139-nucleotide messenger RNA. Its product is annotated as replication protein A 32 kDa subunit B. Gene Ontology annotation, biological process: nucleotide-excision repair; double-strand break repair via homologous recombination; DNA replication. The coding region runs from base 110 to 952 and encodes 280 amino acids. The record is from RefSeq and is a predicted model, not a curated record. The transcript has 10 exons. Gene Ontology annotation, molecular function: DNA binding. NCBI's taxonomy places the organism in Eukaryota, Viridiplantae, Streptophyta, Magnoliopsida, Solanales, Solanaceae. Gene Ontology annotation, cellular component: nucleus; site of double-strand break; DNA replication factor A complex.
GUAGCAGUUUUUCCUAUAUAUUACAAGUGCAAAGAGCGCAAAAGUUUCCGAUAGAAGGAAGAAUUUAAAAGGCGGGAAAACACACACACAAACACACACAGAGCGCGCGAUGUACGGCGGGAACAACCAAUUCGACGGCAACGCAGCCUUUUCCGGCGGCGGUUUUAUGCCAUCGCAGGCUACUCAAACCGCCAGCGAUCAUUCUUUCUCUCCGGCCAAGAAUCGUGAUUCACAGACUUUGAUUCCAUUAACCGUCAAGCAAAUUAGUGAAGCCUUUCAAUCAAGUGAUGAUAAGACAAAUUUUCUCAUUGAUGGGGUUGAUGUGAAUAAUGUAAAACUGGUGGGUAUUUUAUUCAACAAAGCCGAAAUGUUGACAGCUGUAUCGUUUGUGGUGGAUGAUGGAACUGGGCGCCUUGACUGUUUUCGAUGGGUAAAUGAAGCUGUUGAUACCAAGGAAAUGGAAGCUCUCACAAAUGGCAUAUAUGUUCGCGUACAUGGACACUUGAAAGGCUUUCAAGGUAAAAAGCAGUUGAUGGCUUACUCGGUCAGGCCUGUUGAUGACUACAAUGAGAUUGCAAGCCACUUUGCAGAAGUCAUUUAUGUUCAUAGCUACAACAGUAGGCUACGGAAGCAACAGGAUAGUUCCUUUAUGUCAGCUCAAGUGCCUAGCUCAUCUUUCAACACUCCUUUAAAGGGAUACCAAGCUUCAGCUUCAAAUCAAUUCCCUGGAUUCAACAUGGACGGGAUCGGAGGUGUACAUAAAAUGGUCUUGGACUACUUGCAACAACCAUCGUGCCUUGCACUUGAAAAGGGGGUUCAUCGCAAUGAGCUUGCUCAACAGCUACGAGUCCCUUCUGAGAAGAUCAUGGAAGCUAUGGAAGCUCUCGAGUCUGAAGGUCUUGUUUACACCACGAUAGACGACUUCCACUACAAGUCUACUGCAAAUGCUUGAUGUUUGAUGUGGGAGUGAAAUUGAUAAGCAAUUUAUAAGCUAUGUCUUCCAUGUGUAUAUGCAUGAAGUUUUUUAGUUGGAGAUAUUGUUUUUCUUACCUCAAAUUGCCUUUUGUGAACCAUGUCUGCUAGCUUUUGACAGUUGCAACUUUUAUCUCAUCCUUAUCUAGAACUGUUUCAUUGUUGUC